Molecule: messenger RNA, 1998 nt
Organism: Blastomyces gilchristii SLH14081
Lineage: Eukaryota; Fungi; Ascomycota; Eurotiomycetes; Onygenales; Ajellomycetaceae
Product: alkaline phosphatase
Exons: 2
Coding region: 1-1998 (665 amino acids)
Source: RefSeq, a predicted model, not a curated record
AUGCCUUCCUUCCAGGUAUAUGUAGCUGCAACAAGCUCUGCUCUGAUUCGGUUUUUGGGCUAUCUAUUCCUGCGAUGGGUUCCAGCACACCAUGCCCCGCCGCUAAUUCUCACCUUGUUGUUGGUGAACCUGACCGCAGUUUUCGUGAUUGUCACAGGUGAAGCGACAAAAAGCUCGAGAAGAGGUGGCACGACCGGAAACGCGCAAAAGGAUGCCAUAGCGACAAAACGAAGCUUGAGUUCGGGAAGUGGUGGCAAAGGCAAAUAUGAGAGGGCAGCAUCUUCGUUGUUCGUCCUUGCAACUGGUAUUCCGUCCACACGCGCGAGGUACACCAAUCUAGCUACAGUCGGGGUCAACAUUUUACUGGGCCUUGCCACACUUGAUGUCCUUCUUCGGGGCCAUUACAUGUAUCCCACGACCGAUUUGGCCUUUUCACGAGUUGGAUACGUGUCGCCAACGACUGCAAACAUCCUCAUUCGCGAGCCCGACGCCGCACAACUUCCCAUCCGUACAUCCUACCGCGUAAUGGAAAAUGGUCGAGAGGGGGAGUUGAUUGACGCGGGAACAAUAGCUGUUCUCAACAAUGACACCGAUUACACUUACGCUGUUACGUUGACUGGACUUCAGCCCUCAAUGGACUAUCGAUACUCGUUCUCAAAUAACCUGUCCGGCCACUUCACCACCGCGGCAGCUCCAGGCUCCGCCGCGGCAAACAGACUCAGUUUCCUGAGCUCGAGUUGCAUGAAGCCGAAUUUCCCAUAUAAUCCUCUAAACCACCCAUUGCGUAUCUACGGCCUCGAGGUUAUUUCCAAGAUCAUGUCGAAACUCCCAUCCCUCUCACGACCCUCGUUUAUGCUUUUCCUCGGAGAUUUUAUCUACAUUGACGUACCCUUCCGCUGGGGAUCUUCCACCUCCGACUACCGCAGCGAAUACCGUAAAGUCUAUGCAUCCCCAUCAUGGCACAGCGGCCCAGAACCCGCAAUCAACAUCCCCUGGCUCCAUACUCUGGACGACCACGAGAUCGCCAACGACUGGCAUUUAGGAAACAUAACCGACCCUUAUCCAGCAGCAUUCGACCCAUACCGCCAUUAUCACAUGAGCGUGAACCCUCCCAUUGACAAAUCUCCAUUCUCCAUCCCUAUCAACACCACCUACUUCUCCUUCACAAAUGGCCCUGCUUCCUUCUUCAUGCUAGAUACGCGCACGUAUCGCUCAGAACCGUCACAGGAAAAUUCUACAAUGCUCGGCUCCGCGCAGCUAAAUUCCCUUCUUGCAUUUAUUUCUCGCCAGGAGCCCGCUGGUGUGGAAUGGAAAAUAAUCACUAGCAGCGUGCCGUUCACAAAAAACUGGCGCGUUGGCACGGAGGAUACAUGGGGUGGGUUCCUAGGUGAACGACGCCGGAUUUUCGACGCUAUCUGGCGCGCGGAACGGGAGUUGGGAAUCCGUGUCGUGCUCUUGAGUGGCGAUAGACACGAAUUUGGCGCGACGAGAUUUCCUGAUCCGUCCCUGUCGGCUACAACAGCGUCAAAAGCAGAGAAGGGCGGUAGCAUUAGCAUUGAGGAUGGAACAGGCAUUCAUGAAUUCUGCACUGGCCCGCUGAAUAUGUUUUACAUUCCCGCGGACUCCUACGUACAGACAGAUGAUGAGGAUGUCUUGAUCAAGUACCUGCCCGCUGGUAAUAACAAGGUGGCCCUAAUCAACAUCGACGUUGAGGACGGUAGGAAUUCGGUGUUAAGGUAUUCCCUGUAUAUCGAUGAAUAUCUGGUGUGGGAAUACAAGCUAGCUAGGCCCUUAGUGUGGGAGGAAGGGCAGAGUCGGAGAUUGCCGCCUGGAGAAGUGGCGUUUGACAAAUUUGGAGACGGGACCUUCGUGGAUAAAGUGCGGAGCGUUUUGGGUGAGGUUGAGGUAUUAGUGAAGCCUCUGAUCAAAUCGGCUGUGCGUGCGGUUAAGUGGUUAAUGCUGCGGGUGCUGCAGAGGGAGGUUGGGUCAGAGGUGUAG